AGCAUCGCAUACUUUGUCUACAUAAUAUCUUUGGUUGUUGCAUUGUAGUGUUCAAAUAUGAAAGCGAAUACCACGGCAAUUGCAAAACAAACAGCCGUCUUAACAACAAAUAGCUAACAUAGCUAGCUAACGUUAACGAUAAGGUCGCGAGAUAUUGGUGGUAGGCCUCUUCUAUGUAGCAUGAGCUAAAUAUAAUUCUAGACUAACGUUAGACCAGCACAAUAUGUCUAAUAUGGCUAAUAAUUAGUCAGGCUACACAAAAAUCAAAAGUCAAGCUAUUGUUUAUUUCAUAUUUUAUAAGUCUAAUAUUUGCCGAUCUUUCCAUCACUGCUGGGAAUCGCUCGUAGUUUUUUCCAGCUAACUUUGGGCUACUUUUAUUAUUCAACAGACUCUAUACCACCGCGGAGACCCCCUACCAGCAGUGCGCUCAAGAGGGAGACAACCUCUCAGCCACCUCAGAGAACCAGCUGCUGGGUUUAAAGGUCCUAACCGCAUCACCUCCACCACUCAAGACGCAUACCAGCAUUACUAUGACCAACCAUGGAGAUGACUGCUACUUCUUCUACUAUUCCACCUGCACUAAAGGAGACAGCUGCCCAUUCAGACACUGUGAGGCGGCCAUGGGCAGUGAGAUCGUCUGCAACCUCUGGCAGGAGGGACGCUGCUUCCGUACCGUCUGCAAGUUUCGCCACAUGGAGAUAACAAAAAACCGAAAGGAGAUAUCUUGUUAUUGGGAGAACCAGGCAGCUGGCUGCCAGAAGCCACACUGCGCCUUCUUCCAUGAAAAGCCCCGCUACAUCGAUGGGAUCUUUGUCCCACCUGAUAAAGGUCUAAGCAGAAAAGAGGAACAGCCCCAUGAGGAGCCGUCCCCCCCGCCAGCUGCCCCCCUCCCCACCGCAGCCAAUCCCCAGCUCAGAGGCGUCAUCAAGACAGAGAACCAGGAGCCAGUACCGAGCCCCACACACCCACCAGUGGUGAUCAAUCCAGCAGACGAUGAUGAGGAUGAAGAUGACCAGUACUCCGAGGAGGGAGAGGAUGGAAAGGUUGGCUCUUCUCCUAGAAAACUACCCAAAUCAGGUGACUCACUGAACUUCGGAGUGAGCACCCUGGAGGAGAUCCGGCUGAGGAAGGCCCUGAAGGCCAGCAUGAAGAGAGCUGGUUACCCCAUCCAGAGUGCUGAUACUUCGGCCAAUGGGGAGAAAGAAAACAUCCAGUCAUUCUUUCGACCACCCCUCUACGGGGAGGGAGAUGGCCCACUUGUCUUUGAAGAAACUUGGAGACCACGAGGCAGUGUGGCCGAAAGGCUCGGAAGGAAGAUGCCCAACACUGACGUGAACAUUGCAGAAGGUGUCCCACUGAAAAGGAGUCUGGCUGGGCGUCUGGGCCGAGUUGUGGAUGAGGAAGAGCCAAUAAUGCCCCCUCAGAAAGCUUUUAAACCUGUUAAGGACAGACUUGGACUGCCUCGGUCUGUUGCACCCGCUGAACCAGCCGUGGCCGACGUUGAGUCAAAGAGAGCCCCUGAGCAGAUUCGCAUCAAAACUCUGGAGGAGAUCAGACAGGAGAAGGCAGCCAAGUCUCAGAGCCAGAAGCAUCAAUCUUCAGCCGUGGCUUCAGAAGUCAACGCCACCAAAACCGCCAAGGGUGUCAAGCGAGCCAUCACCGUCAAAGACAACUCCAUUAGGCACGUCAAACUGUUCUCGGAGAUCCUCGGCGCCAAGAAGAAAAGGCAGGAGGAACCGGAACAGAACCCCAGCCCUAAGAAAUCCAAGCACACGGUGGAGAAAGCUCCAGGCAAGAGCCAGGCAGAGUCUGACCCAGCGGGUCCUGGUCCUGAGGCUACAAACGCGUGGGAGGUUAGAGUAAAGACCCUGGAGGAGAUCCGCAGGGAGAAGGCGGCAAAGAUUCGGGCUCAGCCGGCCCCGGAGGCCGAAGACAAGAAGAGCUCUGAUGCUGAGGUGAACGACGUUAAGAAGCCUCGCCUACUGCGCAUCAAGAAACUGGCUUCCCAAAGCAACGUCACAACACCGAAGAGUGCUGAAGUGACCGAGAAGCCACUGAAAACUCCUACUGCUGCUCCUGAGCCCAGUACUGCCACCAGUAACAAUGUCAAGGUGAAGACCUUUGAGGAGAUCAUGCAGGAGAAACGUCUUCGCAAGCAGGAGAUGGAGGAGCAGGCCAAAGCCUCAGCUGAAACCGAGCCUUCUCCGAAACUGGCCGAUGAAGGAACCCUCAAGAGGAAGGUUCCUUCUAGAGUCGGUCUUACAUGCCCAGGCUCCUCAUCGCCUUCCUCCACCCCUCUGGCUCCGGACUCUACCCCUCCCACCCAAAAACAGAUCCCCCUUAAAUCCAAGGUCGCUUCCCCUCUGAACAGCACUGCUUCUGGUACAAGAGGUGCUGCUGUUCCAGCUGCGACCUCAAUCCCUGCGAAGCAGAGCUCUUCUCCACUGGAGGCCGAGCCCAAGUCCGACUCCCAGAGCCCCAGCGGCCCGGGGAAGGUCCCAGACAAAAACGCAAAGAGUUCCGCCGCACCGUCUGCAGCCAAGCAGGCCAGAGCAGCUCCUCGGGGUCCCGCUGCCGGGGCCCGUGCUUCUGAUAAAGCAUUGAACAAUAAUCAGAAGAAAUCCCCAGAACACACUGCAGACACCAAAGUGAGGCCCAAGCUGAACGUGAAGCCGUCUGUGGUGAAGCCAGCGGUGCAGGUGAAGCCGGGCCAGAAGAGGAGGGGAGCAGAGCGAUCAGCUGUUGCUGCUGUUAAGCCUCUGAACAGCGUCUCUACAGUGCUGGAGGAUGCACAGCAGGAGACGCCAUGCAGAGACAGACAGGAGUCCCUGGCCUCCAAUGCUGAGGCUCAGCUGAGCUCUGCUGUUCCCCAAAGUCCCAGCAUGCUGUUGGACUGCUCCGGCUCCAGCCCACCGGGAGAGGAGCUCCAGACUGUCCCUGUCUUCAAACGGAGCCAAGAAACCAAGCCGACUGUUAAUGAUGCUACUGCUGCCAGAGAGGCCUGCACAGUCCCCCAAAGCCCAGUCCUGAAGACUCCCACUCAGCCCAAGUCCCGGAGACUGAGCGUAGCCGCGUCCCGCACCGUCUCCACCUCCAGCGCUGCUGCCUCGUCCUCCUCCGCUGUGGACGACUUCGAGGAGCUGAUCAACGAGUUCACCGACAACGACCAUCUGGAGGGAGACGUGGACCCUGGCAUGGAAGAGGACGACCUGCUGCAGGAACUUUCAGAGAUGAUUGACAGCUGAGGGCUCCGUCCAGCACAAUCAGCCCCCCCCCCCAACAACCAUUUCGAGUAAACCCAGUCAGCCACUAGCUACCAUGGGGCGUUUUUAAAGAUAUUAUUUUCUGAAGAAGUUCAACUUAUUUUAAGCUUUAGAUUCAUGUUUGUUUUUCUUCUCCUUCAUUUCCUUCCCAUGUGAUCAUCUGCUCACCCCAGGGGUUUCUGCAGGGCGUAUUUUUUUUUCAUUUUUAUCACGUAUGUUCAUGAUCAUUCGGGUCAAAGUUUUUGUUGCUGGGAGAUGUUAAGAACAUUAUCAUUUUGUCAGGAACCCUGGAAAAUGUUAAAUCUUGGGAACGAUGAAUGAGUAAUUUUAGAGGGAAGUCCUAUCUGUAUACUGUGUAUGCAAAGGGAAGAGCCAGCGGAGUAUAGAAAUAAUGAAAACUGCUGCACUUGCAGUAGCCUGCCCCCGACUACUUGUGUUUUUGUUUUUAUAUAUGUGAGUGGACAAAGACUGCUGUUGCCCAGCUAUUUCCCAGAUUAUAGAUCAUGACAUUUAAAUGUAUAAUUUUUAAUUUAACGAUGACCCUGUCAACAAAGCUCAGGUCCGAGCCUGAGAGGAAGUUACUCUGAAGCUAAUCAGCCGUGUUAGUGUCGGGAUCGUUUUACCCAUCAGGUGUAUGUAGUUUAUAGGUUUUCCACUCAGUGCACCUUCUACCACUGGCUGUUCCUUAGUGUUUUUAUAAUGUUUGACCGAAACGUACGUGUUUUUUUUAAACUAGUUCUUUUAUUCAGUGGGCAUACUUUUGAAACAACUAGUCUGGAAUAAAAGUGCAAGUGCUCUCUGGGCUUUGUUAAUGAACACCUCAGGGACUGUUUUUAUGUUCCUGAUAUGAUUGACAAACACUGUAUUUGAAUUCAACAAUGCUGUCUUUAGUUGUCUUUUUCUCUUUGGUGUUGGCAUUGUUUUAUCAAUGUGGUCUGAGAAAAGAUCAACUUGUUUUUUUUGGUCUUAACAUGUGUUUGCUCUGUCCUGAUCCUUUUACACAGCUUGCUAUUCAAAGGGACUUGUACAUAUUACUGUGUAAAUAAAAAGCUGCUUUUAAUGAUCAA
This is a messenger RNA of Perca fluviatilis (European perch), 4330 nucleotides long. It is a transcript of the gene zc3h11a, whose product is annotated as zinc finger CCCH-type containing 11A. Gene Ontology annotation, molecular function: metal ion binding. Lineage: Eukaryota; Metazoa; Chordata; Actinopteri; Perciformes; Percidae. The record is from RefSeq and is a predicted model, not a curated record. The transcript is spliced from 17 exons. The coding region runs from base 531 to 3245 and encodes 904 amino acids.